CGCGAAGUUGCAGUCUCUUCGUCUUUCUAUUGACUCUCUUCCAAUCAGCAAACACGCCAUGACCCUCUAUUUAACCGCCACCGCAAUUCCCGCUCGCGCCGCCCUCCUCCGCCGCCGUUAAUGCAUCCCUUCUGCUGCGUCUCCGCCGUCUCCGACCACUCCUCCCCCUUCGCCAUGCCGCCUCUCCCGCCCGCCGCCGCCGCCGCCAGAUCCGACUCCGCUCCCCGACACGGCCAACUCCAGCACUGCAUCGCCAACGGCAGCCUCCCGCCGGCGCCGGCCGCGGUGGACGUGAGGAUCAACGACCUCGUGGGGAACGGAAUCUCCGGGAUUCUGCACAAGUGGGUGAACUACGGGAAGGGGUGGAGGCCGCGCUGGUUCGUGCUCCAAGACGGCGUUCUCUCCUACUACAAAAUCCACGGACCCGAUAAGAUCGUCGUGAACUCCGAAACCGAGAAAGGAUCCAAGGUCAUUGGCGAGGAAUCCGUGCGCAUCAUUUCGCGCAACCGGAAUUCCAGCCACGUCAACCAUCGCCGGAACCCUGUCGGCGAAAUCCAUCUCAAGGUUUCGACAAUUCGUGAGAGCAGAUCGGAUGACAAGCGGUUUUCUGUUUUCACUGGGACUAAGAGACUUCACUUGAGGGUUGAGGCUCGCGAGGAUCGAGUGGCGUGGAUGGAGGCCUUGCAGGCUGUGAAAGAUAUGUUUCCUCGGAUUUCCAACAGCGAGCUGAUGGCACCGGUGGACAAUGUGGCUGUUUCGACUGACAAACUGAGGCAUCGGCUUAUGGAGGAGGGUGUUAGUGAGGCAGCCAUUCAAGACAGUGAGCAAAUUAUGAGAAAUGAGUAUGCUGCACUGCAGAACCAGCUUCUGCUGCUUAAGCAGAAGCAGGUGACGCUAAUCGACACUUUGCGGCAAUUAGAGACAGAAAAGGUUGAUCUGGAGAACACUGUUGUUGAUGAGAGCCAAAGACAGUUGAAUGAUCAAGAGGCUUCCUCUAGAUUAAGGCAGGAAAAAUCUAGUGCAAGUGCAAGUGAGUCUGAUGAUGAUAAUGAGAGAAAUGAUGCAGCAGAGGAAGAGACAGACGACGAUGACACUGCCUUUUUUGACACUCGUGAUUUUCUAUCAUCAUCCAAUUCUUUUAAAAGUAACGGAUCUGAUUUUAGGGCCUCAUCUUUCUCUUCAGAGGAUGAAGGACUCUAUGCAGUUGAAUCAGAGGAGGAUGUUGAUCCUUCAAUUAGAUCUGUUGGAACCAACUAUCCGUAUGUUAAGCGUCGUAAGAAAUUGCCUGACCCUGUUGAAAAGGAGAAAGGUGUCAGUCUUUGGUCAAUGAUUAAGGAUAACAUUGGGAAGGAUCUAACCAAAGUUUGCCUUCCUGUUUAUUUUAACGAGCCUCUCUCCUCCCUGCAAAAAUGUUGUGAAGAAAUGGAGUAUUCAUAUCUUCUGGACCGAGCAUAUGAGUGGGGAAGGAGGGGUAAUAGCCUCAUGAGGAUUCUCAAUGUUGCUGCUUUUGCUGUAUCUGCCUAUGCUUCAACUGAAGGGAGAAUUUGCAAACCUUUUAAUCCCUUACUAGGGGAAACAUAUGAGGCUGACUUUCCUGAUAAAGGCUUUCGAUUUUUCUCAGAGAAGGUCAGUCAUCACCCAAUGAUAGUCGCAUGUCACUGUGAGGGUACAGGUUGGAAAUUUUGGGGGGAUAGCAACUUAAAGAGUAAAUUUUGGGGUCGGUCAAUUCAGCUUGAUCCUGUCGGCAUUUUGACUCUGGAAUUUGAUGAUGGUGAAGUAUUUCAGUGGAGUAAGGUUACUACAUCAAUAUACAAUCUUAUAUUGGGAAAACUGUACUGUGAUCAUUAUGGUACAAUGCGUAUACAGGGAAAUCGAGACUACUCAUGUAAACUGAAAUUCAAGGAACAAUCUAUAAUUGAUCGAAAUCCUCAUCAGGUUCAUGGUAUUGUUCAGGAUAGAAAUGGGAAAACAUUGUCUACAUUACUUGGAAAAUGGGACGACAGCAUGUAUUAUAUUAAUGGAGACUAUAGUGGGAAGGGGAAAGGUUAUGAAUCGAUGUCAGAUACCCAUCUACUAUGGAAGCGUAGCAAGCCUCCCAAGUUUCCCACUAGAUAUAACUUCACUCGGUUUGCCAUCACAUUAAAUGAACUUACCCCUGGAUUAAAGGAAAAGCUGCCACCUACUGAUUCCAGGUUAAGACCAGACCAAAGGCAUUUGGAAAAUGGGGAGUAUGAGAUGGCAAAUUCAGAAAAGUUGCGGUUAGAACAACGGCAACGCCAGGCUCGGAAAAUGCAAGAGAGUGGUUGGGAACCACGGUGGUUUGCGAGGGAUAAAGCAAGUGGCACCUACCACUACCUAGGAGGGUAUUGGGAGGCCCGAAAUCAAGGAAACUGGAACUCCUGUCCUGACAUUUUUGGCCAGAUUCCUUCUGAUCAUCUCUCAGACGAAGGUCAAUAAUAGUCCUUAUAAUUUUUCAAUUCUUUUACUAUUGGGAAUCUUAUGACUUCUGUAGAUCGUAGUUAAGGUUCCCCCCAUAAAAUUAUGAUAGUCAAUCAUUUGAAAAUAUCAGCAGGCAAUAAUAUAAUUCUUUUUCUUUUCU
This is a messenger RNA of Cajanus cajan (pigeon pea), 2599 nucleotides long. Its product is annotated as oxysterol-binding protein-related protein 1C. Gene Ontology annotation, cellular component: membrane; cytosol. The record is from RefSeq and is a predicted model, not a curated record. Gene Ontology annotation, molecular function: sterol binding. NCBI's taxonomy places the organism in Eukaryota, Viridiplantae, Streptophyta, Magnoliopsida, Fabales, Fabaceae.